Molecule: messenger RNA, 792 nt
Organism: Cucurbitaria berberidis CBS 394.84
Lineage: Eukaryota; Fungi; Ascomycota; Dothideomycetes; Pleosporales; Cucurbitariaceae
Product: NAD(P)-binding protein
Exons: 2
Source: RefSeq, a predicted model, not a curated record
AUGACACACGCCGCUUCGAAAGACGACCUGCGCGUCAGCACCCUCUUCGACUUCUCCAACCAUGUCGCUCUUGUAACUGGCGGAGCCACUGGCCUCGGCGAGAUGGCCGCGCAAGCUUUCGUCCAAAACGGUGCACGCGUCUUCAUCGCCUCGCGCAAAGAGAAGGAACUCAAGUCCACGACCGACCGCUUGAACAAACUCGGGCCAGGAAAAUGCGAGUACAUCGUUGCAGACCUGAAGGACAAAGCGGGCUGCCUCGGCCUCUGCGCCGAAGUAAAGAAGCGGACGGAUCGAUUGACGGUGCUGGUGAAUAAUACCGGCGCGAGUUGGGGCGAUGACUACUAUGACUACCCUGAGCAUGCGUGGGAUAAGUUGUACAGUUUGAAUGUGAAGAAUAUCUUCUACAUGACCGUUGGGAUGGAACCAUUACUACUUAAAGGAGCGACCCCGCAUACUCCUAGUCGGGUUAUCAAUAUUGCGAGCAUGGCUGGUAUCACCACAGUUGAUGUCACGACGGGGGAGGCUGGUGGACUGUCGAAGCCGGGGCAAGGCACAUUCUCUUACGGCCCGGCAAAGGCAGCAUGCAUCCACCUCACCAAAAUGCAAGCCUCCAAGCUCGCCCCCAAGAAUAUCAUGGUAAACGUCAUCUGCCCUGGCGUCUUCCCGUCGCGAAUGACAAACUUCGGUCUCGAAAAGUACGCCGACGCCUUGAUAUCAGGGCAACCAACGGGCAGGGUAGGCAAGCCGAGUGAUUUUGGAGGACUUGUGCUAUUCUUGAGUAGCUCGGGUAGU